GAAUACCCUACCUCAGUAGAGUUGCAGACUCGCCCCUGAGCACAGAGACUACAACAAGAAGCGAAGAGGAGGAAAAGUGAAGCAAAGAGGCUCCAGAUUCACAACAGAAAAAGGUUAAGCCCCGCCCUCUGAUGAAAACAUAACCAUUGACCUCCCAGAUUUCUACGCUGCUUUGAUGGCAGAAAAGGCACCUCCCCCGACAAACUCCUCGUCCUCAACCACCUCCCCCUCCUCCCAUCACAACGGAAGGGUGUUGUCAAUGAGUCCCACCCCCCACAGGGACACUGGUUCAGCCGCACCUGUAGGACCUUCGUCCUGUAGUCCCAGACCGAGCACCUCGCCGCGCUCCCCACUGCGUCACAUCCUCAGUCUGGCCUCUAGAUCCGGGACGGGAUGUCCUCCUUCCGCCAAAGCACCCAGCGCCACAAGUCCGAGGAUCGCGCCCAAGCAUUCAGAGUCCAAUGGGCCCAGAAUACGUACUUUCAGCAACAAGGCUAGAAGGAGUGUGAAGGAGGUGUCCCACUCUCAGACCGAGGAGCUGCUGGAUCUGAUCGCGGAGGCUCAGCGGCAGAGGAUGGAGGAUCAGAGGGCUCCGGGGCCGGCUGUUGUGUGUGGAUCGUGCUGUCUGGACACCAGCCAAGACUUCUACAACAUGCUGAUCCACUACCAGUCUAGGAGGAUGGAGGACCAAAGAUGUUGGAUGCCAGAUACGGAUGAAGGUCCUAACCCGGUUUCUGACAGAAAAGAGGAAGAGGGCUAGAGACACAAACACACACACACAAACACACACACACACAUAUGCAAACACACAAGCACAAACACACACACACACACACACACACACACACACACACACACACACACACACACACACACACACACACACCAUCAUCCAAAA
Messenger RNA from Gadus macrocephalus (Pacific cod), 898 nucleotides. Its product is annotated as G-protein-signaling modulator 1-like. Bases 176 to 760 code for a protein of 194 amino acids. Lineage: Eukaryota; Metazoa; Chordata; Actinopteri; Gadiformes; Gadidae. The transcript is spliced from 4 exons. Gene Ontology annotation, molecular function: GTPase regulator activity; protein binding. The record is from RefSeq and is a predicted model, not a curated record.